Messenger RNA from Momordica charantia (bitter melon), 1254 nucleotides. Its product is annotated as putative xyloglucan endotransglucosylase/hydrolase protein 23. Lineage: Eukaryota; Viridiplantae; Streptophyta; Magnoliopsida; Cucurbitales; Cucurbitaceae. The record is from RefSeq and is a predicted model, not a curated record. Gene Ontology annotation, biological process: xyloglucan metabolic process; cell wall biogenesis. Gene Ontology annotation, molecular function: hydrolase activity, hydrolyzing O-glycosyl compounds; xyloglucan:xyloglucosyl transferase activity. Gene Ontology annotation, cellular component: cell wall; apoplast.
CUCAUUUUAUAUCCCCUCCAACCAUGAAUCCUUCAAACUCUCCUCCCUCUCUCUUUUAGAUAUCUUCAAAUUUUCCCAUAUAAAUUCCUCUCUCAAUUCUUCCUUCCAUCAUCCUAAGUUGCCCACCAACCAUGAACUAUCAAUCUUCAUGUUCGUUGUUGUCGAAUUUUCGGGCAGGGUUUAUGUUUGUCCUUGUGGUGUUCUGUUUUUUGCAUGUUUCGUUUGCUGAAGACUUGUCGAAGUCGGUUGACAUCAGUUGGGGAGAUGGGCGAGGUCAGAUGCUGGACAAUGGUGAGCUUCUACUGCUCAGCCUCGACAAAAGCUCUGGCUCGGGGUUUCAAUCCAAGAACGAAUACUUAUUUGUAAAGCUCGACAUGCAAAUCAAACUUGUCUCUGGAAACUCUGCGGGUACCGUCACUGCAUUCUUUUUAUCUUCAAAAGGUGAUAGGCAUGAUGAGAUAGACUUUGAAUUCUUGGGAAACACAACUGGAAAUCCUUACAUCCUUCACACAAAUGUGUUUUGCCAAGGAGUUGGCAACAGAGAGAUGCAAUUCUACCUCUGGUUUGACCCAACUGCCGAUUUCCACACCUACACCAUUUUUUGGAAUCACCAACACAUUGUCUUCUACGUGGAUGGGAUUCCCAUAAGAAAGUUCAAGAACUUGGAAAGCAAAGGAGUGGCGUUCCCACAAUAUCAAGCAAUGAGGCUGUAUUCAAGCCUAUGGGAUGCUGAUAACUGGGCCACGAGAGGAGGUCUUGAGAAGACAGAUUGGAGCCAAGCCCCAUUCAAGGCUUACUACAGAAACUUCACUGAAGAUGGCUGCUUUUGGCUCAAUGGAAACUCCUCUUGUACUCCCAAUUCACAGUCAUGGCUGUGGGGAGAUUUUGGUCAGGAAUAUGCAAAGCAAGGACAAAUGAAAUGGGCACAAAAAAAUUUUAUGAUCUACAACUACUGCCAAGACACAAACAGGUUCCCACAAGGAUUGCCUCUUGAGUGCAACCUCAACAGCUCCUAGGGGAGCCUGUAAUAACAACCUUAAAAACACAAACAAAAUUAAGAAUGUCUCUCUAUAACUUUGUUUUUUUGUUUUACUUUACUUCAUUUGGCCGGUUUCAAGUUGUUUUGAUUUUCUCUUCUUUUUGAAUUUGGGGCAUGAAACAAAGUUUGUUCUUAAUAUAUACCUCUAUAAUGGUGGUUUAAUUUUCUUUUUGUAUCAGUUCAUGGAGUAGAAUCUUCAUUGAUGCGUUUUCAUA